Messenger RNA from Misgurnus anguillicaudatus (oriental weatherfish), 1575 nucleotides. It is a transcript of the gene ccr9b, whose product is annotated as chemokine (C-C motif) receptor 9b. Lineage: Eukaryota; Metazoa; Chordata; Actinopteri; Cypriniformes; Cobitidae. The record is from RefSeq and is a predicted model, not a curated record. Gene Ontology annotation, cellular component: external side of plasma membrane; membrane. Gene Ontology annotation, molecular function: C-C chemokine receptor activity; C-C chemokine binding. Gene Ontology annotation, biological process: G protein-coupled receptor signaling pathway; immune response; calcium-mediated signaling.
AUUGCCGUACACACUGCUGGAGGCAGAUUAUGUAUGAUUGAUUGAAGACAUUUAAAGAUCUGUUGGGAUUCGCCCAUAAAAAUGGAACAGUUCACAACUUCUGAUUAUGAAGCUGACAUGUUUAACAGCACAGAUGAAUUGUUUACCGAUCCAACCGAAUAUGAUUCUGGGCCAAGCGGAUUAUGUGACAGGCAACUGGUGCGACAGUUUAACAAGUCCUUCGAGCCGCCUCUUUACUGGAUCAUCUUUGUCAUAGGGGCUCUGGGCAACCUGCUGGUCGUCAGCAUCUUCACAACCGUGCGCAACCGCCUGAAGACCAUGACUGACGUCUACCUCCUGAACCUGGCAAUUGCGGAUCUCCUCUUCCUCGGCACGCUGCCCUUCUGGUCGACGAACGCAUCUCAGGGCUGGGUGUUUAGUGACGUCAUCUGCAAAGGAGUUUCUGCCGUCUACAAGAUCAACUUCUUCGCCAGCAUGCUCUUGCUCACCUGUAUUAGCGUGGAUCGCUACAUCGCCAUUGUCCAUGCGACGGAAGCUCACAACCAUAAAAACAAACGGAUGCUUUAUAGUAAGAUAACUUGUGCUUUUGUGUGGGUCGCCUCUUGCCUCUUAGCUCUGCCGGAAUUUCUUUUCGCCAAAGUGAAAACCUUUUCGUCCCAGCCCAACUCUUGCGUCAUGGUGUAUUCGGUUUUAGACAACAACCAGACCAAAGUCCUGGUGUUAGCUUUACAGAUCUGCGUUGGCUUCCUGUUACCUCUGCUGGUCAUAGUGAUAUGCUACUCGGUUAUUAUUCGUAAAUUGAUGCAGGCUCGAAGCUUCGAGAAACACAAAGCUUUAAAGGUCAUCUUUGCCGUUGUGGCAGCUUUCGUUUUGUCCCAAUUGCCAUACAAUGGGUAUCUGAUCAUAGAAGCCGCUCAAGCUAAUAAUGCCACGAUAACGGACUGUGACGUCAUGCAAAGUUUGGAUAUGGCUGGGCAGAUUGUGAAGGCUCUGGCCUACACGCAUUGCUGUCUGAAUCCCAUCCUGUACGUCUUUAUUGGAGUUCGCUUCCGCAGGGAUCUCUUGAGUCUGAUUCAGCGUCUGCCCUGCGGCAUAAAACUGCCCGAAAACAAAUUUCAGCAAGUUCCCAAGAGGCCUUCUGUUAUGUCGGACACUGACACAACGCCAGUUUUUUCCUUAUAGACCAACCCACUGUAAUUGCAGUAUUCACUUAUUUUUCGUUAUGUGCAUUAUUAUCAUAUCCUUAUCAUGUUAAUGUAGUUAACCAGAACCAUUAUGGGAAAUUAUGCUGAAAUGAAGUUCAAAAUGGGAGAUAGUGAAGACUUUGUAUAUAACUUAUCAAUUUUGUAGUUGUACUUUUUAGGUUUGUCAUACAUUUUUUCUACAGAAACAUUGUAAGUAUGUAAAUAGGUAUUGAGCUCAUGUGACUUAUUUUGAAUAAAGUGAUACAUUUAUAAUGAGUUUUUUAUGUUUGCUUGCUUUUUUUUUAAACGUAAAUAUAAUUAUAUAUAUAUUGGACUCUGGACCAAGUGGUGAAGGUCAAUCUAAAUGUUGAAUAAAUAAGCUUUCCAUUGA